AUGAUGACAGCGCCAUGUAACAAGCAUCACAAACCGGUUACGACGGCUCACAUGGAGCUGGCCAAACAGUCCCCAGCAGUGCUCAACAAAGCUCUGGCUUACCGGCAGAGCGAUCGCCCGUUUUCAAUGCUUCAGGUCGACAAGCCACCGGCGGUCUAUGCAGAGCACCCGCGAAUUCUCAGCAGCUCACAUGCGCGCACGCCAAAUGCGAAGCAGGCUGUUAUGAGCUGGUUAUGA
Molecule: messenger RNA, 237 nt
Organism: Diaporthe amygdali
Lineage: Eukaryota; Fungi; Ascomycota; Sordariomycetes; Diaporthales; Diaporthaceae
Exons: 2
Coding region: 1-237 (78 amino acids)
Source: RefSeq, a predicted model, not a curated record